Morone saxatilis (striped sea-bass) is the source of this 6439-nucleotide messenger RNA. RefSeq names its product nucleoporin 214 (gene nup214). The record is from RefSeq and is a predicted model, not a curated record. NCBI's taxonomy places the organism in Eukaryota, Metazoa, Chordata, Actinopteri, Moronidae. Gene Ontology annotation, cellular component: nuclear pore. Gene Ontology annotation, molecular function: protein binding; structural constituent of nuclear pore. Gene Ontology annotation, biological process: RNA export from nucleus; protein import into nucleus.
UUGUAAAGGACGUUAUUGUAUAGGUUCAGUGUUGUGGCCCCGUGGUGCUCGGGUAUCUAUUUGUCAUCCUACGUAACUAUGACGUCUUUUUUUUGGUGAAAUCGCGCGGCGUGUUGUCCGCCGUGCUGACAGACUGAAUGUGUCUCACCAGAUUAUUCGUCUCAAAUACAGACCAGAGAGGAAUAAACUAAAGACCCCACGUCGGCUAGAAAAGGCUACAGCUCCUGUCCUUCAACAUGAGCGACGACACAGACUCCCCCCUCGAGAGGGAAAUGAAGGAUUUUCAGUUCCGUCAGAUGAAGAAAACGAGAGUUUUUGAGCCUGCUGAAGAUUUGCCAAAAGAAAGAUCAAGCCUGCUUUCCGUCUCAAACAAAUUUGGUUUAACUUUUGUUGGGCUGGACAGAACAUUCAAAGUUUACCAAACUCAAGACAUCCUGGCUGCUGAUAAAGCGGACGGCACCUCCAACGUAGUAGUCGAGGGGGUACCAGCACUGGCGGAGGUGACUGUGGAACUGGCUCUGCACCACUUGGCUCUCAGUUGUGAUGAACUUACGUUGUCGGUAUGCGGCAUGUCUGAGGAGACGGGUUUGUCCCUCACGUUCUAUGAUGUCCGCACCUUUGCGAACAAGGCAAGACCACAAAAGUUGCCUUUUGCGUCGCUGCUGCCUCCAGUACCCUCUGGCACUUUAGUGCACGACCUGAAGUGGAAUCCUGCUCAGACCUCCAUGUUGGCUGCCUGUAUGUCCGAUGGCAGUAUGCAGAUUUUGGAGGCUGCUGAUGGUGUCAGAGUGCUGGCCGAGCUACCUGCUUCAAGUGGCAUCACAUGCAUUUGCUGGAGUCCAAAAGGAAAACAAGUUGCUGCAGGAAAAAUGAAUGGCACCGUCAGUCAGUAUACCCCAGCACUAGAAGAAAAGAAAGUUAUCCCAUGUCCACACUUCUACACCUCUGACGAACCUGUCAAAGUUCUGGAUGUGCUGUGGCUGAGAACCUUUGUGUUUGCAGUGGUGUAUGCUGCUGCUGAUGGGUCCCUUGAGACCCCUCCUGAUCUAGUGUUGGUUUCCCUCCCUAAGAAGGAUGAGAGGGUAGAUACAAAGUACCUGCACUUUAGUGACACAGUAUAUGGCAGCUGCACUGAGAGACAACACCACUACUUCCUCAGCCACAUAGAGGACUGGGACCUUGUGUUUGCAGCAUCAGCAGCUUCCAUUGAAGUCAGCGUUAUAGCCAGACAAGAUGACAAGAUCUGGGAGCUUUGGAUCCUGGAGGAUGCGAGUAGGGCUGAGCUUCCAGUGACCGAGACAAAUGAAGACACUCUUCCCCUCGGUGUAGCAAUAGACUAUACCAGCCAGCAGGAGAUCCACAUCACGGAUGAGAAGACCUUGCCACCAGCACCCACUAUGCUGAUGCUAUCCACGGAGGGACUACUCUGCCCAUUUGCCCUGCUCAACCUCAACCCUGGUGUUAAGCAACUGGUCUCAGCCCCCACUACCCUCCGCUUGGAGGGGGAGAGACUGCCCAAGCCAGGUUCUUUUGCGACUCAACUACCCAAAAUUGCUGCCUCCAUCCCAUCUGCGCCAGCAACAUUCUCAAACCUCGGUCUUACUCCAGCCCCUGCUGCCUCUUCCUCUGCUGCCCCAUUCAGCAUGGUUCCCACAGCUCCUGUGUCGUCAUCUUCAUCAUCAGGUUUUACUUUCUCAGUACCAACUACAUCCACCACCUCUGCCCCUUCAGCCUCCCCCCUGGUGGGAUCCACAUCUUUUGGCUCGGGAUCCACACUUUUUGGCUCAGGGUCCACGGGCUUCCCCUUUACCUCCAAACCUCCCUCUGUCACUCCCUCAGCACCUUCAGCGUUUACUUUCACCCCUUCCAUCAAACCGUCACCAGUGGCAGCUCCAGCUCCAGCACCCCAGAACCCGGCUGCUCCCUCCCCAUCAACAGUGAAACUGAAUCUAAAUGAGAGAUUUUCAACAUUGGAGACGCCAGCACCAACACCACAGUCUUUCUCAUUCACUUCCCCGCUGGCCAAAACAGCUGUCUCAAAUUCCAGUAGUUUGACCGCCCCUUCGCUCUCAACCACUAAACCACCAGCUGUAUUAGCCCCAGUGCGUCCAGUUCAAACCAGCACACCACCCACAGUCAUCCAGAAGCCUUCUCCUGCUGUGCAGGGCCGUGUCCAAACUCCACAGGCAGCUGUUAGUGUGAAGGCCCUGGAGAAGCAGCUACAGCAAAAGAAAGACUCUGAUCCCAUUAUGGCUGGUAUACUGGAGGAGAUUGCCCACUUCCAGAAGGAGUUAGAUGACCUUAAAGCACGAAGCGCAAGAGCAGACUUCAAGGUUGGCACCAAUGAUGAGAUGAAGGAGUUGAGGAAGGAGUCGGAGGACCUCCAUAUUUUCACCCUGGAGAUCAAGGAAACUACUGAGUCUCUCCAUGGAGAUAUUGGUACACUAAAGACCACCUUGCUGGAGGGCUUUGCUGGGGCAGAAGAAGCCAAAGCCCAGAGUGAGCUGGGCAGAGACAGAAAUUACAGACAGCUGCUGUACAAGAAACCUCUGGAUCCACGCAGUGAGGAACAGCUCAAGGAGAUUCGCAGGCUGUACCAGUAUGUUACAUUUGCUGUGGAGGAUGUCAAUGAUGUGUUGGAUGUGGAAUGGGAGAAACACCUGGAGAAGAAGAAAAAGCUGAAACACAUGGUCGUGCCAGGGCGUGAGGGUUUGUUCACCACACUGGCCAACAACCUGUGCAUUAUCAACCAGCAGAAGAACAGAUUGGACCAGUUGGUUAAGGAACUCACUUCACUGCGCCUCUACAACAAGACUGCUGCUCCAACUAUAAACCGCAGUACUGCUACAGCACCAACUUCUGGUUUGGAAAGCGAGCUUGAAAGCUUACGUGACACACUCCUCAAGGCCAGGCUGGACUCCAGCCCUCCUAUGGCCAAAUCCAAAUCUCCAGCAGCUAAGAUAUCCCCAGUGAAACAGUCCCAGUUGCGAAAUUUCCUCUCAAAGGGACAGAUGCCUCCUGUCCGCUCUACUGCACCAGCCAACCUGUCUCGCUCAGCCUUCCUUUCACCUAAAUACUAUGAAGACUUGGAUGAUGUGAGCUCCACGUCCUCCCUGUCCCAGUCCCUGGAGCCUCACCCGGUUCACUUGGAGCUGGAGGAGGAGGAACUACAGCCAGAACCUGUUCCAGUGACUGUCAUUCCUCAAGCAUUGUCUACCCCCCGCCACCCUACAGUCGUGAGGACCCCUUCUAUCCAGCCUGGCUUUGGGGCCAUCCAGUCCACCCCUUUAACCAAAAUUCACUCAGUACCGGGUAUGGGCUUUGGACUCAGCCCUAUUGUCAACCCUGUUCCUACCAAUAAGAUCAACCUCAGCGGGGCUGAUAGCACUGCUCUUGCCACAAAGACAGUAAAACAUGGAGCCCCACCGACUGAGAGGACCAUACCUGUCACCGUCCCUGCACAGCAGGCUGCGGGCACUGCGGCUCUACGCAGACAGAUGGCCAAUCAGAAGACGGCUGUUGUCAGUACUUCCUUGACAGAGUCGACUUUGAAGACUGUUCCUCAGGUGGUCAAUGUCCAGGAGCUCAAGGACAAAGGGCCUCCUGUGCCAGUUCCCAGUAUAAUCAGUUCAUCAGUGCCAGAUCAAGCAGGUCCAGUCUUUGCCGUUUCUUCCAACCAGGCCAAACGAAAUCCUGCCCAAGGUAUCCAGAAGAUGUCCUCUGAAAAUACAACCACCACACAGGGAAGCUUCGUGUUUGGUCAGUCACCCAAACCAGAUGUUUCUGUGGCUUCUGCUAGCUCAGCAGAGCAAAUUACCAGCAAAGGUUUUUCCUUCACAUCAGGGUCUUCGGGCUUCAGUUUUGCUUCAGUUACACAGGGAGCUGGAAUAUCACAAGUGAAGGAUGUGAAUAAAUUCGCCUUUGGUGGAAAUGGCAAGAUGAUGUUUGGCCAGACUGGAGAGGAUUCAUUCUCCACUGCUCUUGGCUCUGGGUCUCCCACCCUUCCUCCAAGCACAUCAGGAGACAAGCUCACCUCCACCACGACUGCCCUUAGGUUAGAGCCACAGCCCCCUAAGACUGUUGGAGGAGAAACUCUGGGCAUUUUCUCUGGACUACGUGUGGGCCAAGGAGAAGAAGCUAAAGAUUCAUCCAUCAAACCUGCUGCUUCUUCAUUUGCCUUUGGGGAAACUGGACUUGGUACGGGCAAAGGAGCAGCACAGUUUAGCUUUGGUGCAAUACUCCAAAAGUCUGCAGAAGAUUCUACAGUAGCAGACUUGUCCAAAGGUGCAGUGUCGGGCAGUUUGUUCAAGCCUCCUGAAUCAAAUCCCAAGCCUGCCGUCUCUGUUCCCCAAUCUAGCUCAAUUGCCCCAACAUUACCUACAUAUUUCAGUAGUCUUCUCGGAGCUUCUUCAGACUCAUCAGAGGAACCAAAAGUGCCCCCACAACCUUCCGAACCCUCACCACCUCCUGAAAAAGAACCUGCUACUGAACCACGUGUAGAGAGCACCACUCCUCUAGCAAUACCUGAGUCCGCAGGGGAUUCUGCCGCCACAGAAACCACAGCAGCCACAGUUACAGCACCAAUAUCCACACCUCCUUUGGCCAUAGCUGCCCCUACCCCAAACCCUCCCACCUCCAUCACCGCCCCAACUGAAGCGACCCCUCCAACACCAGCCAGUGCGGCUCCCACAUUUGAUCUCACCCCAGACAGCACCACCACCGCUGUUCCUGCGCCCACUUCAGCUGCUGCCACCCCUGCUGUAGUACCCGUCUCUCAGGUAGCUCCAGCAGCAUUCCAGGUGCCCAGUUCUGACAAACCCGGUUCCAUUUUUACUCAGCCUGCCCUUUUAAUAACAGACAGCAGUUCCCUUGGAAUUACACCAGUUAUCUGCACAGCUGUGCCUGCAGCCACCACUCCUACCCCUACUGUUGCUAACACUACUACUACUGCCGCUAGUGUGUUUGGGCAACCGGCUGCACCUCCAGCGUCCUCCGCUCCUUCAGCCCCCGCAGCCCCCGCAGCCCCAGUAUCGACUACAUUUGGCUCAGCUGGGUUCGGUACAUCAACUGGAACUGGUUUUGGCAAGUCCGUAUUUGGCCAGGUGAGUGGCUUUGGCCAGCCUGCCGGCAACACUGGAACAGCGAGUGGCUUCUCUUUUGGCCAGUCAACAUUUGGAGCAACUUCUAACAGUGCGACUACUGGAGGAGGUCUUUUUGGUGCUUCUACUGCUAGCAAUGCCAGUUCCUUCUCCUUCGGCACGAGCAGUGCCAACACAGCCAGCAGCACUGGCUCAGGGCUGUUUGGGCAAAGCACAGCACCAGCAUUUGGCCAGAGCUCUGGGUUCGGGCAAGGGUCUGUGUUUGGGAGUAAUACCACCACAUCCUCAUCUACAGGAUUCAGCUUCGGACAACCUGCAGGUUUGCCUCACCUCCCAGCGGCCCAUCCUUUGGUGCUCUAGCCAAUCAGAACCCUCCAUCGUUUGGGGCCUUGGCCCAGCAGGGCACUGGGUUUGGAAGUCAGGCCAGCAGCUUCUCUGGCUUUGGACAGCAGCCACAGGCAGGAGGAUUCUCUGGAAACACCUUCGGCUCUACAAACCAAUCAAGUCCACAAACAUUUGCCAGUUGGAGAAGCUAGUUUUAUUAAACCUCCACGUCACUGCUACUUUCUGCAAUCAAGCUCUUUGUGCCACACAAUGGGUGGAGGGACAGAGGGAAUAUUGUGUUGCAUUUGGGUUAAAAGGGUGAAUAAAGUGAAUUAGAAGAAGCUAGAUUAACUUGCAUUUCUUUGUAGAAAACUUUUGUAUAUUCUAGAAAAAAGUUUUCAAGCAGGUUGCAGAGUGUAGUUCAUUCUAUUCAUACAUAUUAAUGUGGGUUAAGUUUAUGCCAUGGGAGAACACAAGAGAAUUGAGAAUUGAUAUCUAUACAAGCAGAAGACGUGUAGUUUGAGGUACCUGGAAAAAAACAGAUUUACUACAUUUUGAAAACCAUAAAAAACAAAAAAUAAUCUUUUUGUAAACUGGUCCAUGACCCUCUUCAGAAAAUGUAGUACAUUGUUGUUGUUUUUUUUGAUUACAGGCCUAUGGGGUUCAUUUUGUGUCCAGCAUUUUAAAGUUUUUGUUACCGCACCUUUAAACACAGCAAUACACAAAUACUUUCGAGCUCAACUUCUGAACAUCUCACUCUUUCACUGAAUUAUGUACACUGGUGUCCUCAGCGUGGCUUUAUAAAUUAAUUCAGUACAGUCAUGGACAAAUGUCAAACAUGUACGCCCAUGGAAAAUGUAACAAAAUUAAACAAACUGUCAAAAAAAGCAUUGUGGUUUGAGAUGGAAAAAAAAAAGUUAUAUUUUAUUUUUCAAAUGAUUUUUGCAGUAAACCCCCGCUUGAUGUAUAUUUUUACAUGAAAAAGUGAAAAUAAAUUAAGUUCCUCCAACAACUUA